AUGAGCAACGAACAUCAGACAAGAAGAAAUCAUCAUCACAGAUACCCAAGCUAUUAUUCACAAACGUCUCAAACGGAAGAAAUGAAUCCUCCUCCUUCUCCGAUAAGCUUGCAAUCAGCAUUGAAUGGACCAAUAUUUCAUAGCAAUUUGAAACAUGACAAUUCAUCAUCGGAAGAGAGAUCCUCAUUGUUGCGUUCAAAAGACAAAAAAUCACUCAAUGAUUUACCACCAGAAGAACUUGAAAAGAAAUUUAUGGAAGAGGAAGUAUCACAUAGUUUUCAGCUUAUUGUUGUCACAUCUGUGGUGGUUUGUUUUUUGGCUCCCUGUUUAUCAUUUUUACCAUACUGUUUCAUGUGUAAAUAUAGAAAUUCUCCGUCAGAAAUUGCUAAAGCAUACUAUAAUAUUUCAAGAGCAAUUAUUGUCAUACUCAUUUUCAUUUUCACAUUACUUGUAUGCAUGAUUGCCAUUCCAUCCUCAAUAGGUCUUUCGCUGUAUAUCAAUAUUAAAAGAGCAACAUGA
This is a messenger RNA of Naegleria fowleri, 519 nucleotides long. RefSeq lists its product as uncharacterized. The coding region runs from base 1 to 519 and encodes 172 amino acids. NCBI's taxonomy places the organism in Eukaryota, Heterolobosea, Eutetramitea, Acrasida, Naegleriidae. The transcript is spliced from 2 exons. The record is from RefSeq and is a predicted model, not a curated record.